Molecule: messenger RNA, 5023 nt
Organism: Girardinichthys multiradiatus
Lineage: Eukaryota; Metazoa; Chordata; Actinopteri; Cyprinodontiformes; Goodeidae
Product: zinc finger protein 883-like
Exons: 3
Coding region: 327-1925 (532 amino acids)
Source: RefSeq, a predicted model, not a curated record
UCCAUGCUAACGUUAGCCUGAGUACAGUUGUUCUUUAUCUGCUGAACUAUUUCUUCUGCUGCUUCAUCUCUCUUCUGUUGGAGGGAAAUGAAGUUCAGAGACGCUGUGAAUUUGUGGAGAAAUGAACCUCUAUAUCAUCAGCUAAACCUCCAGCUGCAUGAUAAUCACUAGCUAGUUAGCUGCAGCUAAGUUAGCAUGCUAGCAGAAGGAACAUCAAAGCAAAGAUGAAGUGAAGACUCAGAACCUUCAGGAGAACCACAAAGACCCAUCAACAGCAAACAUCUCUGACCAAUGUGGAACAUUUCUUUCCUCUGUAGAUCCUCAUAAUGGAGGAGAGUGUUCCCUGUGAAGUGAAACCAUACAGCUGUGAGAAAGGUUCCAUCUGUUCCACAGCUUUAGAAACACAUCAACUGAUCCACAGUGGGGUUAAACCUUUCACCUGUGAAACGUGUUCAAAGUCUUUUAAACUCAAAAGGGACCUAAAGACUCAUGAACGGAUCCACAGUGGGAAUGAUUCAUACAGCUGCCAUGACUGUGGAAAAUGUUUCCGCACGGAGAGUCGAGUCAAAGCCCACAGUGUCAUCCACACUGGAGAAAAACCUUUCAAAUGUGAUCGGUGUGAAAAGAUGUUCAGCCACAAAUCCAGCUUUUAUCUCCAUAAGCAGACCCACUCAGGAGAAACAGAAAAACAGUACAACUGUGAUCAGUGUGGAAAGAGUUUCAAACGUUCAUCAUACCUGCAAGCCCACAAACGCAGACACUCUGAAAGACAAAGAUACUCCUGUGACACGUGUGGGAAAACCUUUACAAACCGUCCUCACUUAGCAGAACACCAAAAUGUUCACAUUGGAUUUAAACCCUACAGCUGUGACCAGUGUGGAAGAUGUUUUACAUACAACACUGCCUUAACGACACACCGCCGCCUCCACAGUGCUGAGAAACCGUACGUCUGUGCUGAGUGUGGAAAGAGUUUUGUUCAAAAGCCUGAUUUCAAAUCCCAUCAGCUUGUUCAUGCUGGAGUUAAACCCUACAGCUGUGAAGAAUGUGGAAAGUGUUUCACAACAAGACGACAAAUAAAAGAACAUCAGACCUUUCAUGUUCAGGAGAGACGUUUCAGCUGCGAUCAGUGUGAGAAGGCUUUCUACAGAAAAUCAAAUCUCAGAAGCCAUCAGAGGAUUCAUACUGGAGUUAAACCAUUUUGGUGUGGGGAGUGUGGAAAAUCAUUCAUUCGGGAAGGAAACUUAAAAGUACACAACCUCAUCCACAAUGCUAAAGGAAGGUUCUCUUGUGACACAUGUGGGAGAACUUUCACUCAGAGGAACCAGCUAAAAACACAUCAGAGUAUCCACACGGGAGGGACACCAUACUGCUGUGAUCUCUGUGGGAAACUCUUCAUGCACAAGACAUCAUUUGUGGCUCAUCAACAUGUCCAUGCUGGAGAUGAACCAUACAGCUGUGAUCAGUGUGGGAAAGCCUUCAGCCAAGCUUACAACUUCAAAGUCCACCAGAGGAGCCACUCUGAGGAGAGACCAUACAGCUGUGAUCAGUGUGGGAAGACCUUUAAGCUUUCAGGUCAUCUAAAACGACACCAGCAGACCCACAGCAGGAAGCCAGCAGUCUGGAGGCCCACUGUGAGAAGCAGAGCAGCACAGAUGGAGCCACUUCUCAGCCCAGCCAGCACCGUAAUGAUGAAGAACCAAACUGUUCUGGGGGAAAAGUCAGCAAAGAAAAACCUUCAAAGUUCCAGAUCUAAGCUCAGUGAAGACAACCUGAAGCUCAGCAAAGAUGGAGGGAAAGGUUUCACCUCCCCAGCUUCCAGAAAAGUCCCUGAAGUCUUCCUGAAAUUUCAGAGCCUCCAGAUCAAACUUCACAGAGUUCAUGUUCCUAGUGUUUAUCCUACUGUUCCAGUGAACCCUGACCUUUGACCUUUCAUCUAAAGUUACAACAGGGAGCAGUUCCAUCAUUCAGUAAUGGAAGGAGACGGCUCUUUAAGAAGCCGUCAGCUGUUGCUGACAUGGCUUUUCAUAAUCAGAUAUGUUGGUCUGCCUGUUGAUGCCUGUUUAACUAGUUCCAGAGCUAACAGUGGCAAGCAGCAGAACCGGGUCAGCUUGUUCAGGAAGAGGGACAAACUGAACAAGCUUCAGAUACAUCAAAGUUCCUCAAAGGAGACCUUACAAUGGUUGUUGAGACAGAAGAUCUUCAUUGAGAAUAUCUCUGAGUUUGUUGUUAAUGCAGCUCAGAGCUCUUAAUUUGAAGGGCCUCUGGCUCAACCCCAUUUCCUGCUGCUGUCUCUGUCCCUAUGUUCAUGUUGGUCUCUGUCCCUGGGCCCUGAACUCUAGUCCCAAACAAGUAAAAUAGUCCACUGAGGAACCAGGACAUCAUCAUGUGUCCCAGAGUCCUCCUACAGAACCAGAACUUAAAAAUAACCCAUAAAUGUUCUGUAGACAGUUAUCAAGCCAUCAACAGAUGCCAGCACACAUAAUUUUCUUCUGUUUAUUAAAAAACAAAAACAUCCAAACAUGAUCCAUCAGAAUCCAUCAAAGCAGACAUUUUAGAGCCAUUUAUAUUUGUCUUAUAGAGACAAUAAAAUAUUUGAGCAGAGAAAUGAAUCAUUUUCUGUGUUUAAGAAGAACUGAAAAUGAAACCAGAGAACAUCAGACUAAACCUGAUGGUUCUGUUACACUAAAAUAGGUUUAUUUACUAAUAUUUCAUCUACUGUUUAUGGAUUUUAUAGAUAAGUGACAAAGAAACCAAACAUGGUCUAUCAGAACAUCUGAAACUAGAUAUUAGAAAGGUUUUAGUCUCCAUAGCAACAUUUCAACAGAGGAAAUACAUUAGUGAGUGUUUCUCAGAACCAGAUGGGAUGUCCUCCCUCCAACAUGUAAAACAUCAUGUUGGUCUAAAAGCCCCCCCACCCCAUCACAGUAAAUAUUGGAACAGCCCACUUCCUGCUAAUCCAGGGUAGAAAAUGGGAUUGAGCCUUAAUCUUUGCUUCAGUGUCUCAGCUGAUGUCUCAGUUGGUCUGUUGUUCUUGGUUCUUUGUGUUUCUGUGCUGCUUUCAGCUUCAUGUUGGGAACGUCUGGACCCUGUUGGUGGUUCUGAGUUCUGUAUGUUUGAAAACAUUGUUGAUGAUGGAUCUGCUGUCACUGGCAGAAAAUGAAGAGAACUGUUGAUGUUGUUCCCUGUUCAGCCACAAGGUGGAGCCUUUAACUAACUGAGAAUCUGAGUAGAGUUUAAAUGUUGCUGCUGAAGAAAUGUUCAUCAGUUUUAUUCCUGGUUUGAAGUUAAAAAAUGUCUCCAUGUUUGUCCUCCUCCAGGACGUCCUGAGUCCAACCAACACUUGGUUUGUUUUCUGUCUUUGUUACGUUUGAACUUGUCAGGAAUUUUCUUUUCUUCCUGGUUUUAUGGAAAAUAUGAAAAGCUGCUUUUAUCAACCUGUUGGUGCUUAAAGUGACUUUUCUGACUGGGUCGGAACCUUGUUCCACCUAAAUGAUUCUGUUGGUUCUUCUGAAAUGUUAAAAUAAAUAGAGUUGGACCUUCUGCUGGUGGAGACAAUGAUCAGAAUGAACUUUGUUAAAGAACAACAGUUCAAAACUGGAAUCAGCUCCACUUAUUGGACUUUUCACAUCAGGGUCAAACUAAACAGAACCAAAUGAUUCUUUUUCAUUAACUCUCCUUAGUUGAGUCCAUUGAUGGAUCAGUAGAAUGUGUCCAGAAGAGAAAAGCUGUCUAGCUUAAUGACAGAACCAACAGAACAAGGUUCUAACUCUAUAAAGUGGGCCGAGCUUCAUCCAUCUGCUUCACAAGACUUUACAUCUUCCAUCUGAUCAUCUGCUGCUGUCCCACCCUGGGAAGACCAGAUGGUUCCAUCUUUUGACCCGACUCGGAGGAGACAAUGACAGCACUACACAGAAACUGUUACCAUGGAAACAAGAACAUCUAGAAAGUGUUUCUUUCAGCCUGAAUGAAGACUUUCCAUCAAGCAAAGAGCAAUAAUGAGUGAAGCUUCAAUCUAGAACGUCUAGAUCCACCAAAAUGUGACAGUUUAGUUGGAUAAAACAAGGAUUCUGUUCAUGUUCUUCCUGUUCUGGAGGUUCUGGUCUUGGCUUCCCUAAUUCGUCUGUCUUCAUCCAUCAGUGAUGUCUUCAUUCCAGCUGGGAUCAGUCAUUGUCUGAAUCAGAUGAGCCCAAAGACAAACACUGAGGUUCUGUCUGCAGGUCUUGAUGCAGAACACAGCUUCUCAGUUUAAACGUUUCGAACGAGUGGAUCUUCCAGGAUCUUCACUUCCUGCAUGAAACCCAACUCCUCCUCAGAGCUUCACUCGCUGUCCCUGAAGCUUCACUUUUCCUCUUCUAAUCCAAACACCAACUUCCAGACGUCCCAGGAGAUUCCUGCACUCAGCGGAUUUAAGGAUUUCAGAAGCAGGUUUCAGAUCUGUUUUCAUUUCCAUCUCUGUGGAAAUGUCCUGAACCAGCCCUCAUUUCCUCACAUUUAGUUCUGGAGAAUCUAAAAUAGCUUCAGGAAAUUUAUUAAAACAUGUGCAAACAGAAGUUGAACCCAGAAUCAGAAACAGAGUUGGUACAUUCCCAACUGCCUUAAAGGUCCAUAUCUGCUUUGAGCUCCUUUAUUCUUCAUCCCAGCCAAAGUUUCUCAGACAAACCUUAUGGGAACAUCUGAUAUUCAUCUUGAGGAGAACUUCUCCAGGCUUCUUGAAGGAAUGUUGAAGCUGUUCUUUGAAGGUUUGCUUCCAGCUGUAAACCUGUAAACCCAGUUAUUUCUCCUCGUUCUGCUUCUCAACAGAAUCAGCUCUGAAGAACCAGGAGGAGUUUCUGAAGAACAAUUGAGUGGAGAACAGUGAGUCUGAUUUGGAGCUGAAGAACAUUGUCUUCUGAAGCAUCUCCAGUGAUAAUCAGCUUUGGUGUCCAUGUCUCCAUCAUGGCUGAGCCUUUUCCACUUUAUCAAUGACCGUCUCCAAAUAUGAGAGUGAAACUGGAAGCUUAAAGAUGAAGCUAAUAAGACUUGU